Durio zibethinus is the source of this 750-nucleotide messenger RNA. RefSeq lists its product as uncharacterized. The record is from RefSeq and is a predicted model, not a curated record. NCBI's taxonomy places the organism in Eukaryota, Viridiplantae, Streptophyta, Magnoliopsida, Malvales, Malvaceae.
AAAUAUAUUAGUGAUAAAUGAAGCUGAAGGGAGCACCUUGCUCCAAGAUGCUUCUGUCCGCAUAUGGUUAACUCUCUUUGUCUCUUUCAAGCCUCAACUCUCAUAUAAACUCUUCUCCCUAUUCUCUCUUUAACUCUCUCCCUAACCCUCCACCAACAUGGCUGUAGAUCAUCAGCAAACCACCCCCAAAACACGACCUCAAAACCAUUUGGCCACCACAUUCCAAUGCCAGGCACGGCGGAGAAUCUUCCUCCGCAGGCGUAACAAGUUACCGACAGUUCGCCUCGGUGGGAAGAAGCCACGGCGAGGGUUUUUCAUAGUGAGGGUUCUGAAGAAGAUGAGACUAAAGUGGCUGAAGUUGCAAUAUAAGUGCAUGUUGAGGAAGCUUAGGAAAUAUUAUAGGAAUUUGAUUAAGGAUAUCGUUGAAGCAGGAGCAACUGUGGAGGCUUUACAGCAAAGAAUGUUCAUGGAGUCGACUUUCGCUGUCCCGGUUAUGGGUGUUUCCUUCUCUAGCUUCCUUUCUUCCGCUGGAUCUGAUCUUCCUCGACACUUGUUCUUUUGAAACUUUUUACUAUUUGCUUCAUCAAGUCCUCAACUGCCUCCUUUUGUUUUCAUUUUUCCUUUUUUUUCCCCCACUUUUUUUUGGCCUUUUGGAGGUUAAAAUCAUCAAUCUAUAUGAGAUAUAGAGAAAUGAAAAUGUACAAAUGUUUUCUUGUAAUUACUAGUAUUUUCCUUUCCAUUGCUUUUCCU